Brachypodium distachyon (stiff brome) is the source of this 2035-nucleotide messenger RNA. Its product is annotated as isocitrate dehydrogenase [NADP]. Gene Ontology annotation, biological process: isocitrate metabolic process. Lineage: Eukaryota; Viridiplantae; Streptophyta; Magnoliopsida; Poales; Poaceae. Gene Ontology annotation, molecular function: NAD binding; isocitrate dehydrogenase (NADP+) activity; magnesium ion binding. The record is from RefSeq and is a predicted model, not a curated record. Gene Ontology annotation, cellular component: mitochondrion. Bases 130 to 1575 code for a protein of 481 amino acids. The transcript is spliced from 15 exons.
UCGAACCAAGGCCGCGCCACUUGCCACGGUCUCCCCUCGACCGCCAGCCGCCGCCCUCCUCCGCGCCCCAACCCGCAGAGGGGCUGUGCUGCCUUCUCACGCGCGGCGGAAACUUUGGUGGGAGGGAUUAUGCGCCACCUGCUCCUGCCUCGCCGCCUCAUCCCCAUGGCUCCCCUGCCCUCCUCCGCCGCGACCAAAGCCCUCCUCUUAAACCCCGCCCCGGUCCCCGCCCGCGGCCGCCUCCACUCCCCGCUCGCCUGUCUCCCUGCCCCGGGCGGCCGCUCGUUCCGUGGCGCUUCGCUCCGGUGCUAUGCCGCCGCCGCGGCGGUGGCCGAGCACCAGCGCAUCAAGGUCCAGAACCCCAUCGUCGAGAUGGACGGUGACGAGAUGACGCGGGUCAUAUGGAAGAUGAUUAAGGAUAAGCUUAUCUUCCCGUACCUAGAACUGGAUGUCAAGUACUUCGACCUUGGAGUGCUCAACCGGGACGCCACCGAUGAUAAGGUCACUGUCGAGAGUGCCGAGGCUACGUUGGAGUACAAUGUUGCCGUCAAGUGUGCUACAAUUACUCCUGAUGAAACAAGAGUUAAAGAGUUCAAGCUCAAGUCAAUGUGGAGGAGCCCAAAUGGCACCAUCAGGAAUAUUCUAAAUGGAACUGUUUUCCGGGAGCCCAUCUUGUGUAAAAAUAUUCCACGGAUACUUUCUGGUUGGAAGAAACCCAUCUGCAUAGGAAGGCAUGCAUUUGGAGACCAGUAUCGAGCUACUGAUACAAUUAUUAAUGGUCCAGGAAAGCUUAAGAUGGUUUUUGUCCCUGAUGGGGGUGAGCCGGUGGAACUAAAUGUUCAUGAUUUUAAAGGGCCUGGAGUUGCGUUGGCAAUGUAUAAUGUUGACGAGUCUAUUAGGGCAUUUGCUGAGUCAUCAAUGGCAAUGGCUCUUUCAAAGAAAUGGCCCCUUUAUCUGAGCACCAAGAAUACUAUACUAAAAAAAUAUGAUGGCAGAUUCAAGGACAUCUUUCAAGAGGUAUAUGAAGAGAAUUGGAAGGAGAAGUUUGAGGAGAACUCAAUAUGGUAUGAGCACCGGUUGAUUGAUGACAUGGUGGCAUAUGCUGUGAAAAGUGAAGGUGGGUAUGUCUGGGCGUGCAAAAACUAUGAUGGAGAUGUUCAGAGUGACUUCCUUGCCCAAGGUUUUGGUUCCUUGGGUUUGAUGUCAUCUGUUCUGUUAUCUUCUGAUGGGAAGACAUUAGAGGCAGAAGCUGCUCAUGGGACUGUCACUAGACAUUUCAGGCUACAUCAGAAGGGACAGGAGACGAGUACCAAUAGCAUAGCUUCUAUAUUUGCUUGGACUCGUGGAUUAGAACAUAGAGCAAAGCUGGAUAAAAAUGAUAGGUUGCUGGAUUUCACUCAGAAGCUUGAAUCUGCAUGUGUUGAAACAGUUGAAUCUGGAAAAAUGACGAAGGAUCUCGCGCUUCUUAGCCAUGGCCCCAAGGUAACAAGGGAGUUUUACCUGAGCACGGAGGAAUUCAUUGAUGCUGUCGCUCAGCAGCUUCAAGAAAAGAUUAAGUUACCGGCUGCGUUAUAAUUACUCUGUGAAGAUGCUAUUUCUAGCCAGUAGCCUUGAGUUGGGUGUACCAGGUUCAAACUUGCUGCGCGUAUUCGGCACAUUUUGAUUGACAUGAUGAAUUGGAAGGUCCCAUCCUGUUGCUUUUGUCUCUGGAGCAAUUUUUUGUUCAGGCUACUAUUUCAUGGUGUUCAUAAUCUGCCAUUUAUGAUUUUCCCUUCAGAGUCUGUUGGGUAAAUAAUGGUACAUCGACCAGUGAACUUACACUUGACUUUACAUAAACUGUCUCCGUCCUGAAAUAAGUGACGGGUAUUUGUAUAAGAAUAACUCCCUCCGUCCUGAUUUCAGGAUGGAGUACAUUAGAUUAGCUUUAUCCAUUUUGCUCAAUUUUAUUUGCUUCUCCGCCUUGUGGUUCUGAUUGAAAUGAUAGAGAGCUACUCACAAUGUUUUAUGAAAUGCAUUCUGUGCCCAUUUGAGACCA